This is a messenger RNA of Mesoplodon densirostris (Blainville's beaked whale), 710 nucleotides long. It is a transcript of the gene UBL4A, whose product is annotated as ubiquitin like 4A. Gene Ontology annotation, biological process: post-translational protein targeting to endoplasmic reticulum membrane. Lineage: Eukaryota; Metazoa; Chordata; Mammalia; Artiodactyla; Ziphiidae. The record is from RefSeq and is a predicted model, not a curated record. The coding region runs from base 91 to 678 and encodes 195 amino acids. Gene Ontology annotation, molecular function: protein binding. The transcript has 5 exons.
GGCAGCUCGUAGCGCGCGCCCGGAGCGGCGGCGCGCCUCGGGGGGCUGUAGGGCUUCGCGCCGGUUGGAGUGGACGCCGCCGCGGUCGCCAUGCAGCUAACAGUGAAGGCGCUCCAGGGCCGCGAGUGCAACCUGCAGGUGUCGGAGGACGAGCUGGUGUCCACGCUGAAACAUCUGGUCUCCGAGAGGCUGAACGUCCCCGUCCACCAGCAGCGGCUGCUGUUCAAGGGCAAGGCCCUGGCAGAUGGGAAAAGACUCUCGGAUUACAGCAUUGGGCCCAAUUCCAAGCUCAACCUAGUGGUCAAACCUCUGGAGAAGGUGUUACUGGAAGAAAGCAGCGCACGGACAGUGGCCGAGGCCCCGGCCCCACCCCCGGCCACCUGGCCUCUAAUCUCCAAAGUCCUGGCCCGUCAUUUCAGCGCCGCAGAUGCCAGCAGGGUCCUGGACCAACUCCAGAGGGAUUAUGAGAGGUCCCUGAGCCGCCUGACGCUGGAUGACAUGGAACGCUUGGCUGGCCGCUUCCUGCACCCUGAAGUGACUGAAGCUAUGGAGAAGGGGUUCUCCAACGUCUGCUUCAUCCCAGGCCUCUGCCUCAGGAUCAGAAGAUGGUUGCCUGCAGCUUCCACCAAAUCCCUUGAUCACAGCCAGCAAGGAGCACCUUCCCGACCUGUAGCGUAGCUUCUUUCUCAGAUGCCCCCAGCAAAUAAACG